This is a messenger RNA of Synchiropus splendidus (mandarinfish), 1681 nucleotides long. It is a transcript of the gene slc25a33, whose product is annotated as solute carrier family 25 member 33. The record is from RefSeq and is a predicted model, not a curated record. Bases 208 to 1149 code for a protein of 313 amino acids. Gene Ontology annotation, molecular function: pyrimidine nucleotide transmembrane transporter activity. Lineage: Eukaryota; Metazoa; Chordata; Actinopteri; Syngnathiformes; Callionymidae. The transcript is spliced from 7 exons. Gene Ontology annotation, biological process: pyrimidine nucleotide import into mitochondrion. Gene Ontology annotation, cellular component: mitochondrion.
GACGUCACACUGAGGGUUUCAGGUCUCUUUAGAAGCUCGACCUUCGUCGACGUGAAGCCGGUACAGCCGCGGAGGAACAAGGUGUUCGGGAACACCGGGCGACGAACCCAGGGAGCAAAGAACAGAUCCGCCUCUUUCUUGGACUCGAUCAAGAUCGUAUCGCUCUGCUCUCACGGACAUGGUGGUGGCUUGAGGAACAGGAACAAAAUGGCACAGAAAGACACGCUACUACAUCUCUUCGCUGGAGGUUGUAGCGGAACAGUGGGGGCCAUCGUGACCUGUCCUUUGGAAGUCCUAAAAACACGGCUGCAGUCCUCGGGUCUUGCCCUCAGGCCUGUCUUCCAAGUGCAACUGGGUACCCUGAGUGGAACUGGAGUCAUCCGGCCCGGAACAGUCACACCUGGACUGUUUCAAGUUCUGAGGUCAAUUCUCGAAAACGAGGGACCAAGAUCACUAUUCCGAGGCCUGGGCCCAAACCUUGUUGGUGUGGCACCUUCAAGGGCAAUUUACUUCGCAGCAUACUCGAAAUCCAAAGAGCUCUUCAAUGGACUGUUUGCUCCUAACAGCGGGGUAGUGCAUAUGUCCUCGGCUGGUGUGGCAGCCUUUGUUACCAACUCUCUGAUGAACCCUGUGUGGAUGGUCAAGACGAGGAUGCAGCUGGAGAAAAAAGCCAAAGGAGAGAAGAAGAUGAACGCCUUCCAGUGUGCCCGCUACGUUUACAGGACAGAGGGCGUCCGGGGCUUCUACAGAGGGCUGACCGCGUCCUACGCGGGAAUAUCAGAGACGAUGAUCUGCUUCCUCAUCUACGAGACGCUGAAGAAGGAGCUAGUCAAGCACCAGCACUCGGCCCAGAUGGGUGAAAAGGAGAAGGGAGCCUCAGAUUUCCUCAGCCUCAUGUUGGCCGCUGCUUUUUCCAAGGGUUGUGCGUCCUGCAUCGCUUACCCUCACGAGGUCAUUCGAACCAGGUUGCGGGAAGAAGGCAGCAAGUACAAACACUUCUUCCAGACGGGAAGGUUAAUUGCUCUGGAGGAAGGCUACACCGCGUUCUACCGGGGACUUGUUCCUCAGCUCAUCAGACAAAUCCCCAACACAGCAAUCGUCCUCUCGACAUAUGAACUCAUCGUCUACUUGCUGGGGAACUCCCAGUGAGGACGAGCAGCCACGUUUUCCUGGCUAAAUGAAGGACUUGGUUCAAGCCAGGGGUGAAGUUCAGAGACUUUGUAGCAGGGCUCCGGCAAGUUUCAUCCAAAGAGCGUGUUUUAAUUCCUCCAAAACUUAGUUUGGAGAACUGUCCCCGAAAGGUUGUUUUCAAAAACCUGUGGAGUAGGUCAUCUUCUGUUCUGUUCUGUUAAUUUAAUUCUAAGUUAUUUUGUCGCAAUGUGACCUCUUAUUUUGCGUUUCAAGCGUGAAUGUACAAGGAGUACCUGGCGCAGCAGGUAAAACUGAUGUGGAGUGGAUCGGUGCUUUAACAGGGGGCUGCUUUGUCGACAGUCACCAAACCACACUGAACAUUAUUGAGAUUCAGAUGCGUUCGUUUAAAUGUCUUUUCUUUUAUUGGUUACAUAAACCAUUUGUAUAUACAUACUCAGGCUUGUUCGGAAGAGUGAAGAGUUACUUUUUAUAUCACUGAAAUUUGAAUGCUGAUUUGUCCAGACGUUCAAUAAAAUGCAUCAAAAUGUCA